UUUUUUUCUUCUGUCUAUCUUAUUUUUGUUGUCCUUGAAUUUUGGAGGAUGAUUAAUUCUGUUUAAUUUCUUGGUUUUUCUUUUAAAUUGUUAAUUCUUCAAAAGGGUUUUUAAUUAUUUUUUUAGAGGAGUCAUGGAUGAUGAGUAUGCUAAGCUUAUCAGGAGGAUGAACCCACCAAGAGUUGUAAUUGACAACGAUGCUUGUGAGGAUGCCACUGUUAUUCAGGUUGAUAGUGUGAACAAGCAUGGAAUAUUACUUCAGGUUGUACAAGUGCUUACUGACAUGAACCUUGUAAUAACAAAAGCAUAUAUAUCAUCUGAUGGAGGAUGGUUUAUGGAUGUGUUCAAUGUGAUAGAUCAAGAUGGCAACAAAAUCAGAGACAAGAAGACCAUUAGUUAUAUUCAAAGAAGACUUGAAAAUAAUGCGAGCUUUGCUCCUUCAUUGAGAGGGUCCGUUGGAGUGAUGCCCUCGGAAGAUCAUACAUCAAUUGAACUCACCGGUUCCGACAGGCCUGGUUUACUGUCGGAAGUAUGUGCAGUUUUGACAGAUCUCCGCUGCAAUGUGGUAAAUGCUGAGAUAUGGACUCAUAAUGCAAGGGCAGCAGCUGUAGUUCAUGUCACAGACGAUGCCACAGGACAUGCUAUUAAAGAUUCGAAGCGACUCUCAACGAUAAAGGAAUUACUUUGCAAUGUUCUCCAAGGAAACAAUGAUUUGAAGGCAGCAAAAAUGAGUGUUUCACCACCUGGGAUAACAAGUUGGGAGAGACGAUUGCAUCAGAUCAUGUUUGCUGAUCGGGACUAUGAAAGAGCUGAACUAGGGAGUGACGACGAGGAUAAGAGCUCAAGACCCCAUGUUACAGUGUUGAACAUCGAGAAAGAUUACUCUGUAAUUACUAUGAGGUCAAAGGAUCGCCCUAAACUGUUGUUCGACAUUGUUUGCACUUUAACCGACAUGGAGUAUGUCGUCUUUCAUGGAAUGGUCAACACAGGAAAAAUGGAGGCUUAUCAGGAAUUCUACAUUCGACAUGUUGAUGGCCUCCCCAUAAGCUCAGAUGCUGAGCGAGAACGCGUUAUACAGUGUCUUGAAGCUGCAAUCGAAAGACGAGCAGCUAAAGGACUUGAGCUCGAACUCUGCAUAGAGGACCGAGUUGGGCUCCUCUCCGACAUUACCAGAACAUUUCGAGAAAACAGUUUAUGCAUCAAAAGAGCAGAAAUCUCGACAAUAUCCGGUAAAGCCAAGGACACAUUUUACGUCACAGAUGUGACCGGUAAUCCAGUUGAUCCCAAGAUUAUUGAUUCAAUCUGCAGACAGAUUGGACAAACUAAGUUACAGGUGAAACAUAACUCAACUCUUUCAUCAAAGCCUCCACAGGAAACUACAUUCGGGUAUCUAUUGGCGAACCUGUUCAAAGCUCGAACGUUCUACAAUUUCAAGCAAAUCAGAUCAUACUCAUAAUUUAUUUGCUUAAAGUUUUCAUCAGUUUACAUUUUGUACAGAAAUCUUAGAUGUAUAACUCAGCAGAAAAAGAUACACAUAGCAGGCUUCAAGAAACAAUGUCAAAGGCAGAAAUUGGACUAAUAUAAGGUUUACACCAAAGUGGUUAAUGUAAAUAUCAUGAUAUUGUAUAGAAUUAUCACAAGAUUAAUUACUAGAUAUUUGUAAAUAGUAAGGGGAUUAUUUGUACAUAUAUAGUAAGAUUGCAUAUGAUAAUUAGUUUGUACAGAUACUUAAGUUUAAUGAAGAAAAGGUGUUGGAAAUAUUGUA
This is a messenger RNA of Mercurialis annua (annual mercury), 1765 nucleotides long. Its product is annotated as ACT domain-containing protein ACR6. The record is from RefSeq and is a predicted model, not a curated record. NCBI's taxonomy places the organism in Eukaryota, Viridiplantae, Streptophyta, Magnoliopsida, Malpighiales, Euphorbiaceae. Bases 134 to 1456 code for a protein of 440 amino acids. The transcript has 7 exons.